GUAUGGACGACUAGGAAGAGUCGCCAUUUUAGAACUAUGAGGAUGAAUUCAAAUAGGGAUGCUGAUGGUCAAGGCUGUCCAUUCUGUCGCUGUGAGAUCCGAGGAACCGAACCGAUCAUCAUAGAUCCGUACCAUCCGGACCGGACCAAGUCAGUUCGGAAGAAAUCGGAGGUGGAGAAAGAGGAGGUUAAGACGGCAGAUGGUGAUGAUGAAUUAGAUAUGCCAACGAACCAUGCCCCUUCCCUUCCAACCCACCCCCCUACUCCACCAGUACCCUCCCAUACCCCUACUCCGCCCGUACCCAGCGAGCCCGUCUAUGCCGCCCCCAAGAAGAAGAAUCAGCAACCCCCGUUACCCAGCAUCCCUGGUCUCCCUCCACGGCCAUCCCCCUUCUCCUCGCCGUCGCAUUCCCCGAACAUCUCGCCACGGUCUUCGGUCCAGUACGGGGGUGCGAGCAACGGGACCGACCCACUGUCACCGACGCCCCUUCUACCGCCCAGGAGGUACCUCGAUGGGAGCACGGAAGAAGCAAGGCAAGAAGAGCCAGAGGGAUCGUAUCAAAAUACUGCUCCUCUCAAUCAGCCAGUAUUUGAUCCAUCAGGUCCCCUUCCUCCAUCCCAUUCCACUGGUUCAUCACAUGACUCAGGGUGUGUCACAGCGCCCUCUACGCCUUACAUCAGCGCCGAAGACCCCGCUAGUCUUCUCUACAACGCCGAGGCCAUGGAGCGUCUCCGGCAACAUGCCGCCACCGCCUCCAACCGCCCCGGCAAUCCCUUCCGACGCUCCAUCAGCGAGACCACGGAUGCCAACGCCGCCAUGAUGUUCUCGAACCUCGCCGUGGGCGGUACCACGGAAGGUGCCACCGGCUCAAUCGGUGAUUUUCACAUAGAUUCUUUUCUGAGCUCACUUUCCGGUGCCUCCACCGCCACCACGGGGGAUCACUCCAACACUCCUAUAUACCAAAACCAACCCAAUCUUCUCAACAAUGACUCCUCCCACUCCUCCCCUUCAUCUUCUAACCUGGAUCUUUCUCAGUUUUCUCAAGCUUUGCCUCCCAUAUCGACACAACCCUUUGGCGCUGGCCCCAUUGGAGGGCAGGUCAAGGGUCACGGGUUAUCACCUCUUAUCAUGCACUCUGGUCACGCUGGUUGUCACGGUGAUGGGGACACUGAUCAGGAAACGAUCUACUUGAACAUCACACCUCAAGCUUCUUCCAGCUCACAUGAUGAUGAUCAAGUGCAGUAUAACUGGCCGCCGCCUCCCCGGAAUAUGAAUGACCCUCCUCCAUUACCCCCUCCCCAUUCACACCAUCACAAUCAACAACAGCCUCAUCAGGCACAAUCAAAAGUCUUGAGAGAAGCACCGGCAGGUUAUGAACUUCCACCUUCAUCACCUGUGACCCAGCAGCAGAAUCCAUUAUUUCCAAAGGGUAUAACCUACAAUGCCAGUGCAGUAUCUAGUGGUUCAGCCUCUCCCUCAAUCGGUAGAACAUCCCCACAGACUUCCCCUCCCGCGCCCCAGGCUGCUCAAGCCCCCGCCGUUCCUCCCCCUCCCCUUCCAGCCCAGCCCCAUCCUCACCAGCCCGCCCCUCCCCCUCUCCCACAAUCAAACACCCCCCGGUCCAUGCCCCGACCCCCGCUACCGCCUGGAGUCGGGGCGGUCACCAGCGUAGGCAGUAUGGAGGCCAUAAUCAGAACCCUGAUACAAGAAGGUUUCCAGCGGGAGGAAGUCGUCAAGGCUCUGGAUAUCACCAAAAAUAACGUGCCAAUGGCAAGGAGGAUACUUAAAGAAAUUGCAGCAGCACAAUAACAAUCCAAUAUUUUUUAAGCAAAUUACUUUAUCGUUUCUGUACCAAUGCCACUCCCCCCCCCCCCUCUGAAAGUAAAACAGUAAUAGGAAUGUGUUACAGAUAAUAUGUAUGAGUAAUUUUAGUCAACUUGAAACUGUUCACGUUUCAAAAAUUUUUAAAAUCAUAUUCCAAAAUAGAAACAUGGGUGUGUUUAAAUAUGUAUGAGUAGUUUUAGUCUUUGUUUCAAACUGUUCAUGUUCCAAAAUUCUUGUUAAAACCAUCCUAACACAAAACUAAGUUUUGUUACGGAUAUGUUCUUUAUGAGUACAUGUACAUGUCGUUAUUCACUGUUCCAGCUGUUCAUGUACCAGAACUUGAGAAAAGUCAGCAAAUAAGCAAUGGUUUAUAUUGGUUCCAUGUUUCAAACAGGUCACUCUUCUUUGUUUCAAAGUAAUAAUGUACUAGAACGCUAACACUAAUUAACCAUACGGCUGCCCAUUAGAGUAUUGCCAAUUUGUAUAAUGACUUUCAAAGUUCUCCAGUAUAUAUGAAUUAUCAGAUUUCCUCCAUUUUAUGGUAUAUAUUUACUGCUAUUGAGGGCAAAUUGUCUAUUUGUAGUCUUGCCUUUUCAAUGCAUUCACAUUUAUCCUUGGGCAUAUCAUAUGUAGUAUUGUAGUUACUACCACUUCAUACAAACCAUGUAGCUUCUCUGUGUAUCGGAACAUUGCUGAAUCUAUUAUUCUUUUGAACAAAGUAUCAUCUCAGAGUGUUUAAUAGUGAUUGAAAAUACAACUUGUUUAUCAUACGGAAAACAUAAUUUACUGAGUCACAUUUUUAACACUUUCAAAAGUUCAUGAUCAAAACUUUUCUUUCACUAUGUAUUUUUAAGAACUAUUCAUUCUUUCACUAUUGAAAUUUAUGAUAUUCAUAACCUUCUGAAUAGUAAGAUAUAUGAACUUUGGUCAAUGCUUUAAUGAAAUCGCAAUUAGUACAUAUUGCCACAAGCUAAAACUUGUGUCGAAUAACACGAAGCUUUGCGAUUAAUUGCAAGACUGAUUUUCUUUGUUUUUUAGAUUGAUUGAAUUGCUGACUAUGAACAGUCAAUCAUAAAAAUUAAGUCCUACAACUAAUUGAUAAUCUUUGUGUUAUUGAGCACAGAAAAUACAAAAAAGGCUCAAGAAUUAUGCCUGUACAUAUAUAUAAGCUAUGUGCUCUGAAACAGUAAUAUGUUUAUCAUUUCAAGAUUGAUAAAAAGAAGUUGAGAUUGAUUGAAUCAGUUGCAAUUCUUUAUAAGUCACGGACUGAGUAAAGGCUCCCAGGUUUUGGGACGCUUUCUUACAAACAGUUGUGAUGUCAUGAAAUGCUUGGGGCUUGAGCAAUUGUCAAUGGAGUAUAUGUCUUCACAUCCUCCUCUGAUGAAGCAUUCGUCUUAUCAACCAGACUUUACUUUUUUGCUUGAUCAAAAGUCGAGCCAUUGCAUAACAUUCAGGAGCUGGACUCUUGAUUCGACAAAAGCCAAAAAUGAUAAAAAAGCAAUCUUCCAAAGUAAUGGUCACUGAAGCAUGUAUUAUACAUAUAUAAAUCAUUAUUUUACUUCCAUUAAUAUAUUUAAUUUGACUCUUUUUAUACAAUUGCACAAUGAUGAUUUGUUUUCUUUUGAAACUGAAUUAAUAGAAUGAUGUUACACUUCAUUCUUAACAAUAUUUGUAAAUUUGACAACUUAAAAAAAAAUGUUUAUGUUUACAUUACUAAAAGAAUUAAGCUUGAAUUUCUUUCACAUAUUAUGUAAAUUCUACAGAAAAUACUAAAUCAUUUUGAGUAUUGAAAUAUGCCAAGAUAAAAUAUAGUUCCUGAUUGGCUCUGUAAAGAAAGUUGAAUUGUUUUUAAAGCUUAGUAUAUGAGAAUAUACUUUUUAUCAACUCAAACAUGAUAAUCAUUUUUUAAAGAAUUAAACUUUGGCUGUACAUUAUUUUGAUAUCAAAGACAGAGAGAAAGUAUAUUAUAUAUACAUCAUUUUAAUUUUUAAUUUGCAUUUAUAAAUCAUCAUUCGGGAAAAGUUUUUGUUAUAACUAGUUCCUUUUAAAAUAGGAUACAUCUCUCACUUUUAUUUGGCUGAAGUUUGUCUAUAUAGUAUGAAUAUUAUCCAUGUACUGCGUGAAAUAUUGAUUGAAGAAAUAGGGACAUUGCUUUUAAUUACUGAAUAUUCCAUUUAUAUUUGUAUUUUAUAAAUUUUGAUGCAUUGUUUAUCUACUGAUAUGAUUGAGUAUUCAAUUUGAUAGAAUUGUAUACAAUAAGCUUAAUGCCUUUUUAAAGAUACCAAAUAUGUUUCUGAUUGAAAUUCAGUAAUUAAUAUCACAUCCUUAAUAUGCAGAUUGGUACCUAUUAAAAAAGAAAGAAAAAAGCUGUGGAUUUGCCAGUCGAACCAAGGCUCUUAAGUAACUUUUUUUCUUGGUGGCCCUAUCUCCCCACUAAAAUCAUCAAUUUUAUAUUUUUGGUGGCCCGCAAAGCAAAUUUGGUGGCCCUAUAACAAUUGAAAACAUUACAAUUUAUCAAAACCUUAGUAGUUGGCCGGGCCACCAAGUGUGGGCUUUUACAGAAUUUUGGUGGCCCAACUCUCAUUUUUGGUUGCCCCGGGCCAAUGCUAAUGUCGAGCCCUGGUUGAACCUAUGAAACCGAAUCCAGAUCGACCAAAUUUCUUAUGUUACUUCCAACAAUAUACCAUCGGUCAGUUUGGAGCCAGUUUUGUUAGAGUGAUUGUAGCAUUAACAAAAUUUUUUUUAAGUGUGGGCCCUUUUUCAUAAAGACUUAUAACUAUUGUAACUACCAUGGAAACGUUGAUUGUGAUUGGCUGCUGAGCCCUGUUACCAUGUUAGUUGCCAUGAUGGCCGAGUUUCAGGGCCCUGUCUUACAGUUAAUGAUUGAUCCAAUCAAUCGUAACUAUGGAAAUCCGUCAGCGUCGUAAUAUAUUCUACAGGAAAUUUGCGAAAUGUCCUUUGUAAACACAGGCAAACACACCAAAUUAUCGAGAAAACAAUGAAUUUAUGAAUAUACAUUAUAUCUAGAAAACAUUUUUAACUAUCAUGUAUUUUAGAUGUUGACCUUGCUGGCUUUCCAUAAUUGAGAUUGAUCGGAUCGAUUGCAACUCUUUGUAAGACGGGAGCCCAGGUGUUUUCUCUUAGUUUUUUUUCUUAUGAUUGAAAAUAACGGAUUUAGAGAACCUAUUGAAACCCAGCUCUUCAUUAGGCACUCAAUUUGUAAUUAACAGAAAAAUAUGAAAAGAUUGUUAGGUCAGAAUAUGUUACUCUUAACAGUCAAAAGUAUUAUAACAGAAAACAUUACAUGCAUACAAAUUAUUGGAACGGUAUUAAGCAUCUCUAAUGGGCCAUUCCUUGCGAUCAAUUGCAGUUUAAAUCACAAAAUAGAUUGAAAUGUGUGCAUUUCAUUGCAAAUUUGCAACUGAUUUAUAGUUUUAUUGACCUAUCACUUGUAAAUUUACAUCUGGCAUUGUGAUUGAUCGCAAAUACUUUCUUGCAACUCCCCCUAAGGACUGAAUAUUAGGAUUAUUAUUAUUGCAGCUUCAUUUAUAUAGAUGAAGAUAUCCUUUAACCCAAUGAAUACUGGAAUUGGUUGUCCUGUUAAAGUCUAUAACCCUGUUCUCAUUAUCGCCCUAAAACUAGUUUAGUGGAAACUAGACUUAGUAGUUUAGUAGAAACUAGUUAAUCGUGUAAUGUGAACGGUCGAAGCAGUCUUGGAAGUGGUCUUCCAAACUGGCAGUUCGAAAAACCACCUCGCGAUGUAGUUUUCAAGAUCGCUUUGCCUCGUUAAAUUGGUUUUAGCCGAGGUGAGGACACGCCCAUUCUUCGGGAUGCAAUUUUCGCACAUAUUGAACGCGCUACUCCACACACUAUGUGUAGAAUGCCUCGCUGCGGUUUCAAAUUUUGUGCGAAACAUUUCACCCCCUCUGAGAGCGUUCCCAUAGCAACAAGGCCACUUUACAUGAAUUGGUUUUGAAAUCCACUUUCGGCUGAUCAAAUGGGAACGCGAGCAAAGCGAUCUUCCAAUUUGGUUUCCUGGACCGAUUUCCAGUAACUAGUUUUUGAAAGUAUAAUGAGAACUGGUUUUAUGAGAAUCAGAGUGUUCAGCAGUUAAAGACAAACGUGAAUGGUACAUAUUUGUAAUUUUGUAUGGUUAUAUUUCAAGCUGUCCAUCAUUUGAUUCUUUUGGUUUAUUGAUUAGAUAUGAUAUUGGUAGCUAAUUUAGGACAUCAUGAUAAUACCAUAUUUAAUAAUCUUUCCAAAAUAAUGUUUAACAAUUUGAUGAUCACUCUACUCACAUCAGAGAAAGUUGAUGUUUCUUUGAUCUAUUCUUAUAUUGUGAAAUAUUCGUUUUUACCUUAAUUUUUUAGACACAAUACUGUACUUAAGGAUUUGAGAUAUGCUGAAUUGUAAGCUAGUUUGAUCAGAGAUUGUCUAACAUUUUCAUUGGUUAAUAUAUAUAUACCUUGUAUAGUGUCUAUGGUAUCUUUGAAAUUUCAUCAGUGGAUGAAAAAUAACAUCAUGUGAUGAAUGGUGGCUUUCAGCAAUGCACUAAACAUUGUGAUACCGGUAGUCAUAUUUUUUUAUUGACAAAUGAUGUUUAAUAACAUGCCUAGAUAACACUCUGCCUAAUAUUUCUCAUUGUUUUAUAUAAAAGGCUUGUUAGGAGAGAAAAAGAAAGGCUCAAUAUUUGCUCCGACAUCUGGAAGAAUUUGCUUAUUAUAUUAAUGCUUGUCAGAAUUUGAUUGACAUGAAAGUACUCAUAUUUUUGUGGUUAUGUAUAUGAAAUUUAAUGAAAGCGCACUUUUACCAUAACCAUCUUUCAUUGAAAUGCAAAUACAAAUGUGAAAUUGUUAUUUUUUUGUUUUUCAUCACAAUUAUCCGAUGAUUUUUUUACAUGAUAUACUGUAUUAUAAAAAUAAAGAAAUGUAUUAUAUGCAAACAUAUAGUAAAGCUUAAGUAAAACAGGAAAAUGUCUUGUAUUUUUAUGAAAUGAAUAUAUCAGAUAUGUAAAGUAAGAUACGUUUAUUGAUUUCAUCAUUGCAUUUGUAUAAUUGUAAUCUUUUUCAUUGAAUUAUAUUAAUCUAAGGUCGGUAGUAUGUGGUAUACUGUGUAAAAUACAUGUGACUAUACAUGUCAAUGUGUUGUGUAUAAUUUCUUUAAAAAGCUUAAAUCGAAAAUGUACUAAAAACUUAUUGUUUUAAGCCAGAAAUAAAGUAUAUAUAUGAAAUUUG
Messenger RNA from Lytechinus pictus (painted urchin), 7058 nucleotides. RefSeq lists its product as uncharacterized. Gene Ontology annotation, biological process: signal transduction; negative regulation of epidermal growth factor-activated receptor activity. The record is from RefSeq and is a predicted model, not a curated record. Lineage: Eukaryota; Metazoa; Echinodermata; Echinoidea; Temnopleuroida; Toxopneustidae. The coding region runs from base 37 to 1809 and encodes 590 amino acids. Gene Ontology annotation, molecular function: SH3 domain binding; ubiquitin protein ligase activity; receptor tyrosine kinase binding. The transcript is spliced from 8 exons. Gene Ontology annotation, cellular component: plasma membrane; membrane raft.